GGAAAAUUAUAGUAAUAAAGUUAAAUUUCAAAUUUGGCCUUAUAGCUAUAAGAGGCAGAAAUAAUAAGAUAGGAUCCUUGGCUGUAAGGAGCUUGUGAUCUAGUGGGCAAGCCAGUUAUAUAAAUGAGUAACUACAUGGUGCCUUGUAGUUUGGAAGUAGAGGCAAAUAUGUAUAAUGUGAUAAGGACAUCUUUAGUCUAUUAAAAUAUAUGUUUCCAGACUUUAUGAACACUUAAUGUAAUAUUGGGUGAUAAAAAUUAGAAUACAGUUGUAUGAUGUCAGCAUCAAGGAGUAUAUACAGCUCACUGCUAGCAGUUAGAAUUAUAAUUUUGUAAAAUGAAACUCCUUAGAUAUCCAAGGUGGGCUUUGCAAAAUACAGAGCUGAAGAAGAUAUGCCUGUUCCUCAGCAGGCAUAUCUGAGAAAAUGUCUCUCAGUAAGAGAGAAAUAACCAGUUCUAAGACACAUGGAUCUACCUUGUAGGAGUCCCAGCUAGUUAGAAUGUGUUAGUAGUCAAAGUAAUUACUGGAAUGCCAUUUUUAGACUCAGAAUUUGAUAAUUUCCACUUUCAUAAUUUUAGAAUUAAAAUAUAUGCAUGAUUUUGAUUAACUCAGAAACAUAUAUGGAAGGCGUUCUGACUCCAUUCCAGGGCUCUUCCUUUUGAGUACCAUUGGUGGUCAUCCAGGGGAAGUAAGUGAGUAGGAUUGACAGCUAGCUGAUGCUUGAUAGCCAUGGACCUGGUGCACCCACAAGGAAAGGGUGUUUUUCUUGUUCAUACAAACUCUGUAGAGUCUAACAUGGCUCAGUCCCCUUUCUUGCCUUCUGUAUCCUUAAGGUCCUAGAAAAAUGUGUGGUACAAUAACUGUGUGUUGAGGAAACUCAAGAUAGGUUUGUAGAUUUGAGCAUUCUGAAACCAAGAUCACGUUUAUCAAAAAGUUUGUGGUUACAAAUAAACCACCAUAACUGUAAUAAACAUUUUUCAUGUUUCUUAGUGGUAAAAACUAUAGAGAAGGGUAGAACAGGUAACUAAAGAGAAGCAUCUUGUGGUUAUCCCAAGAAGUAGGGAUUUUCCUUUAGUAUUCUAGAAAUAACCCUCAUUGCACUGUACACAAAAGAUUAAUUCAAUUACUUUUUUUUUUUGGAAGUAUUGGGGCUUGAACUCAGGGCCUUAUGAUUGCUAGGCAGGUGCUCUACCACUCUGCCAGCACCAGAUUAAUCUAUUUAAGAAUUUCAAGGAUUUGAAAUUUGGUAGUUAUUAAUCAUUGUUUGUUUUUUUGUGUUUUAAGUUCUCAUAUAUCCUCUAAUGCCUUUCACCAGGCAGGAGAAUAAUGACUUGACUGUUCAUGGGAACCUUGAGUUGUAUGUAGGUGAUGUCCUGCUACCUCCUAGAUUACAUUGUUAAUACUGAUGCUGGUCUGAGUCUUCUUCAUGGUCAACUUGUGAUUUAUCUAGAGAUUGGAGUUGGGACAGGAAGAGCUAUGGUUAAGUUCUUAGUAGGAUGUUCUAGGGCUCCCUGUCUCAAGAUUCAGUUCUUAAGGUUAGGAAUUUUUUUUUAUUACACUCUUGAGAUGAUUACAAAGUUUGUUGGGGAGGAGGAGGAUGAGAGAGUAAUGGUGGGGGUGAGCCUAACCAAGGUACAUUGUAAGCAUACAUAGAAACGUCACAAUGUAACCUUCCUGUACAGCUAAUACAUGCUAAUAAAAGUGUUUUAAAAAUUUGUUGGCUAUUUCACAUUUCACAUGUAAAGACUGGCCACUGAUUUUAUAUCAGAACUUUGUUAAAAUUACUUGUGGUUUACUAUUGCUGUUGAUUUGUCCUUUUUUUGUAGGUGAAGCUUUAUUCGAAGACUAUUUGUUUCAUCUAAUUUAUGAACUCAAAUUAUAUAGACUCUAAAUGUUACAGAAGUGUUAAACUCUGCUCGGUCAUGAGCACCGACAGUAAUUCAUUGGCACGUGAAUUUCUGACCGAUGUCAACCGGCUUUGCAAUGCAGUGGUUCAAAGGGCGGAGGCCAGGGAGGAGGAAGAGGAAGAGACACACAUGGCAACCCUUGGACAGUACCUUGUCCAUGGGCAAGGAUUUCUCUUACUUACCAAACUAAAUUCUAUCAUUGAUCAGGCACUGACAUGCAGAGAAGAACUCCUGACUCUUCUUUUGUCACUUCUUCCCCUGGUGUGGAAGAUCCCUGUGCAGGAACAGCAGGCAACAGAUUUUAAUUUGCCAUUGUCAUCUGGUAUAAUCCUGACCAAAGAAAAGAACUCAACUUCCCAAAGAUCUACUCAGGGAAAAUUAUAUUUAGAAGGAAGUGCCCCCUCUGGUCAGGUUUCUACAAAAGUAAACCUUUUACAAAAAAGCAGACGACAGCGUAAAAGUACCCAUCGCUAUUCUGUAAGAGAUGCAAGAAAGACACAGCUCUCCACCUCUGACUCAGAAGGCAAUUCAGACGAGAAAAGUCUAGCAGUGAGUAAGCAUAGGAGGCCCCAUGUGCUACAGCGCUUCAUAACACAGUCUCCUAGAGAAGACCACCUCAUAGCUAAACUUGAUUCCCUUGCAACCAGAGAACAGGCUCCUGCUGACACCAUGGCUGUGGAAAACUCCAGAGAGAUCAUUCUAAGACCGGAGUCAAACACUGACAUUUUAAGUGAGCCAGCUGCCUUGUCUAUUCUCAGCAACAUGAAUAAUUCUCCUUUUGACUUAUGCCAUGUCCUGUUAUCUUUAUUGGAGAAAGUUUGUAAGUUUGAUAUUGCUUUGAAUCGUAACUCUGCCCUGGCAGCCAGUGUAGUGCCCACACUAACUGAAUUCCUAGCUGGCUUUGGGGACUGUUGUAACAACUUAGAGAGCCAAGUAGUUUCUGCAGGUUGGACUGAAGAGCCAGUGGCUUUGGUUCAACGGAUGCUCUUUCGAACAGUGCUACAUCUUAUGUCAGUAGAUACUAGUACUGCAGAGGCCAUGCCAGAAAGUCUUAGGAAAAAUUUAACUGAAUUGCUUAGGGCAGCUUUGAAAAUCAGAGCAUGCUUAGAAAAGCAGCGGGAACCUUUCGCACCAAGACAAAAGAAAACACUACAGGAGGUCCAGGAGGGCUUUGUGUUUUCAGAGUAUCGUCAUAGAGCCCUUCUUUUACCUGAACUUCUGGAAGGAGUUCUACAGAUCCUGAUCUGUUGUCUUCAAAGCGCAGCUUCCAAUCCCUUCUACUUCAGUCAAGCCAUGGAUUUAGUUCAGGAAUUCAUUCAGCACCAAGGAUUUAAUCUAUUUGAAACAGCAGUUCUUCAGAUGGAGUGGCUGGUUUCAAGAGAUGGAGUUCCUGCUGAGGCCUCACAACACUUGAAAGCCCUCAUAAGUAGUGUGAUGAAAAUCAUGAGCACAGUGAAAAAGGUGAAAUCAGAGCAACUUCAUCACUCAGUGUGUACAAGGAAAAGGCACCGACGCUGUGAGUAUUCUCACUUCAUGCAUCACCACCGCGAUCUCUCAGGGCUUCUGGUUUCGGCCUUUAAAAAUCAGCUUUCCAAAAAUCCAUUUGAAGAGAAUGCAGAUGGGGAUGUUCACUACCCCGAGCGCUGCUGCUGCAUCGCGGUGUGCGCCCAUCAGUGCCUGCGCUUGCUGCAGCAGGCUUCCUUGAGCAGCACCUGUAUCCAGAUCCUGUCAGGUGUUCAUGGUGUUGGCAUAUGCUGCUGUAUGGACCCCAAAUCUGUGAUUGUCCCCAUGCUCCAUGCUUUUAAACUGCCAGCACUGAAAAACUUUCAGCAGCACAUACUGAGUAUCCUUAACAAACUUAUUUUGGACCAGUUAGGAGGAGCAGAAGUAUCACAGAAAAUUAAGAAAGCAGCUUGCAACAUUUGUACCGUUGAUUCUGACCAGCUGACCAAGUUAGAAGAGACCCUGCAGGGCAACUCCUGUGAUGCAGCCCCUUCCUUGGGCUUCCCCAGUCCCUCCUACAGAUUUCAAGGGAUCCUGCCCAGCAGUGGGUCUGAAGACUUGUUAUGGAAAUGGGAUGCACUAGAGGCUUAUCAGGACUUUGUUUUUGAAGAGGACAGAUUACAUAACCUACAGAUUGCAAAUCACAUUUGCAGUUUAAUCCAGAAAGGCAACGUACUUGUUCAGUGGAAAUUGUACAAUUACAUAUUUAAUCCUGUGCUCCAAAGAGGAGUUGAACUAGCACGUCAUUGUCAGCACCUGAGCAUCACUUCAGCUCAAGCUCAUGUGUGCAGCUGUCCCAAGCAGUGUGUGCCUCAGGAAGUACUUCAGAUCUACUUAAAAACCCUGCCUAGCCUGCUUAAAUCCAGGGUAAUAAGAGAUUUGUUUUUGAGUUGUAAUGGAGUGAGUCAAAUAAUUGAAUUAAAUUACUUAGACGGUAUUCGAAACCAUUCCCUAAAAGCAUUUGAAACUCUAAUAAUCAGCCUAGGGGAACAACAAAAGGAUGCUUCAGCUCCAGGUAUUGAUGGGCUAGAUGCCGAACAGAAGGAGUCGCCAUCCUUAAAUAUAGAUCCUUCCUUUCACAACCAGCACACUUGUUCAGAUUCUCCUCAGAGCCUCAGCAAAUUUUAUGUCAGUCUCAAAGAAGCUUAUCCAAAGAAACAGAAGACCCUUCACCAGGAUGUUCAUAUCACCACCAUAAACCUCUUCCUCUGUGUGGCUUUUUUAUGUGUAAGUAAAGAAGCAGAGUCUGAUAGGGAAUCAGCCAAUGAGUCAGAGGACACUUCUGGCUAUGACAGUACAGCCAGCGAGCCUCUGAGUCACAUGCUGCCAUGCCUGUCCCUGGAGAGCCUUGUCUUGCCUUCUCCUGAACGCUUGCACCAAGCAGCCGACAUUUGGUCAGUGUGCCGGUGGAUCUACAUGCUGAGCUCAGCCUUCCAGAAACAGUUUCACAGGCUCGGUGGUUUCCGAGUGUGCCACAAAUUAAUAUUUAUGGUAAUACAGAAACUGUUCAGAAGUCACGAAGGUAUAAGUAUACAUGAAAACCAAGACUUAAUCAGAACCUCUCCACCUGACAUAUUGAGGGAAGAUUUAUCAUCCUUAACUAUAAGAUGUGACUCCACGCCAUCAGAACUGGGAAGUCUAAAAAAGUGUGCUGAUAGUUUAGGUAAAUUUGGAUCACAGCAUGCUUCUUGCACAAAUGUGGAGCAAGUUUCAGCUCCUGAAGGAGCAAAGGGAUUUGUAAGUCAAGAAAACGAGACCUCACUUCAGAGCAUACGGCUUUUGGAAGCCCUUCUAGCCAUUUGUCUUCAUAGUGCCAGAACCAAUCAGCAGAAGAUGGAAUUGGAGCUACCUAGUCAGAAUUUGUCUGUGGAAAAUAUAUUGUGUGAAAUGAAGGACCAUCUUUCCCAGUCAAAGGUGACUGAAACAGAAUUAGCAAAACCUUUGUUUGAUGCCCUGCUUCGAGUAGCCCUGGGGAGUCAUUCAGCAGACUUUGAACAUAAUGACACUAUGACUGAGAAGAUUCAUCAGUCUGAGGAAGAAUUAUCCCAGCCUGGAGAUUUUUCAGAAGAAGCUGAGGAGUCUCAGUAUUGUCGCUUUAAUCUUUUGGGUGAAGAAGAAGGUUAUGAAGCAGAUAGUGAAAGCAAUCCUGAGGAUGGUGAAACACGAGAUGAUGAGGUAGAAGUAGAGCCAGAAGCGGAAGGUUUCCGUGCACCCGCAGGUCCACAUGACUUACUUGAGAACUUCUCUCAGGGGGAGAUGAUAUACCCUGAGAUCUGCAUGCUGGAAUUAAAUCUGCUUUCUGCCAGCAGAGCUAAACUUGAUGUGCUCACUCAUGUUUUUGAGAGUUUCUUGAAAGUCAUCAGGCAGAAAGAAAAGAAUAUUUUUCUGCUCAUGCAACAGGGAACUGUGAAAAAUCUUUUAGGAGGGUUCUUGAGUAUUUUAACACAAGCUGAUUCUGACCAUAGUGUAUGCAGAUAUUUCGUAGUUUGUUUACUGAUGUCCAUGUCCUGUUCAAGGUUUUACCAAAAGAGCCUAACACCUUCUUUUGAAAGAAAUUUGCUGGAGAAAUCUCCUUGUACGGAAAUUCUUCUUCUGGCAUUCUGAAAAUUGUUUGAAAGUGAUGUUACUAUGAGCCUGUCACACUAUCCUCACCUUCCUUUGCUGCAUUACAGCCCAAUGGGUCAGCAAUGGUAUCUCAUCACAAAGUGUCCUGGGAUUCUGAAACAACAGGCCAUGGGCUUGUUGAGAAGCAUUUCCCGGGGCAAGAAGGAAGCUGGCAGAGAAGGUUUUCCCACCAUCAUCUGCCUGUCCUCUUGGCACAUAGCGCCAAUCACACUUGCCGCUGCUGGGGCAGAAUGCUGGCCACACUCUCAGAAGGUUUCAGUAAUGCCGCCACUGUUUGGUUUAAUGUGGAUGUGUCACUCAUGAUCUUGCCAGAAUACUGCACAAAGAGGAAAGAAGGCAAAGAAAAGGGCAAAUUGGUCAGUUUUAACAAGACAGCAGUUUGAUGGAGCAGACAGCAACAGACCAGAAGGUGCGGAGUCCAUAAACCCUGAUGAAAGACUAAUAGAAGAAGGCUGUAUUCAUUUGAUUUCACUGGGAUCCAAAGCACUGAUGAUCCGGUGGGCUGAUCCCCACAGUGGCACUUUCAUCUUUCGUGUGUGUGUGGACUCAAAUGAUAAUAUGAAAGCCAUUUUACUAGCACAGGUUGAAUCACAGGAGAAUAUUUCUCCAAGCAAAUGGCAACAUUUAGUACUCACCUACCUACAGCGGCCUCAAGGGAAAACUGUCCAUGGGAAAAUCUCCAUAUGGGUCUCUGGCAGAAGGAAGCCUGAUGUCACUUUGGAUUUUAUGCUUCCAAGAAAAACAAGCUUAUCAUCUGAUAGUAACAAAACAUUUUGCAUGAUUGGCCAUUGUUUAUCUUCCCAAGAAGAGUUUUUGCAAGUGGCUGGAAAAUGGGACCUCGGAAAUUUGCUCCUUUUCAAUGGAGCUAAGAUUGGUUCACAAGAGGCCUUUUAUCUAUAUGCUUGUGGACCCAGCCACACAUCUGUAAUGCCAUGUAAAUAUGGCAAGCCCGUGAUCGACUUCUCCAAAUAUAUUGACAAAGAAAUUUUGCAGUGUGAACAAAUCAGAGAACUUUUUAUGACCAAGAAAGAGGUGGAUGUUGGUCUCUUAAUUGAAAGUCUUUCAGUUGUUUAUACAACUUAUUGCCCAGGCCAGUACACCAUCUAUGAACCAGUGAUUAGACUCAAAGGUCAAGUGAAAACCCAGCCCUCUCAAAGACCCUUCAGCUCAAAAGAAGUCCACAGCAUCUUGCUAGAACCUCCUCAGCUGAAGACCCUCCAGCCCACUGAAUGUCAAACUGUUCAGGGCAUUCUGCAUGAGAUUGGUGGAGCUGGUAUAUUUGUUUUCCUCUUUGCUAGGGUUGUGGAACUCAGUGACUGUGAACAAACUCAAGCAUUAGCACUGCGAGUUAUAUUGUCUUUAAUUAAAUACAGCCAACAGAGAGUACACGAAUUGGAAAAUUGUAAUGGACUUUCCAUGAUUCAUCAGGUGUUGAUCAAACAAAAAUGCAUUGUUGGCUUUCACAUUUUGAAGACUCUUCUUGAAGGUUGUUGUGGCGAAGAUGUUAUCCAUAUCAGUGAGAAUGGAGAAUUUAAGUUGGAUGUGGAGACUAAUGCUAUAAUCCAAGAUGUUAAACUAUUAGAGGAGCUCUUGCUUGAUUGGAAGAUAUGGAACAAAGCAGAGCAAGGUGUGUGGGAAACUCUGCUGGCCGCACUAGAAGUCCUCAUCCGGGCAGAGCACCAACAACAGUGCUUCAAUAUUAAGCAGUUGCUGAGAGCGCGAGUGGUUCAUCACUUCCUACUGACCUGUCAGGUUUUGCAGGAACACAAAGAGGGGCAACUUACAUCCAUGCCCCGAGAGGUUUGUAGAUCAUUUGUGAAAAUUAUUGCAGAAGUCCUUGGAUCUCCUCCAGAUUUGGAAUUAUUGACAAUUAUCUUCAAUUUCCUUUUAGCAGUUCACCCUCCUACUAAUACUUACGUUUGUCACAAUCCCACAAACUUCUACUUUUCUUUGCACAUAGAUGGCAAGAUCUUUCAGGAGAAAGUACAGUCAAUCAUGUAUCUGCGACAUUCCAGCAGUGGGGGAAAAUCCCUCCCUGGCCCUGGAUUUAUGGUAAUAAGCCCGUCUGGUUUUACUGCUUCACCUCCUGAAGGAAAUGAUUCCUCCAAUACUGUUCCUCAGCAGAUGGCUGCCCACAUACUGCGUUCUAGAAGCCUACCAACAUUUCCUACCUCUUCAUCACUAAUGCAGCCACGAAAACUGACUAGAAGUCUGGACUGUAGUAUUGACAAGUUAGAAAACACUGUAGAGCCUUACCUUGCUACCCAGCCAGAGAAACAGAAUCCUUUGGGGAGUUUUAUCACGCUAAAAACUGGCAAAGAGGAUGCGUUCAUCAGUAGCUGUGAGUCUGCAAAAACUGCGUGUGAAGAGGAAGCUGUUCUCAUGGCCCAAGCUUCUGUCAGUGGUGUCCCCAAAGGAACCCUGGGGUUUCCCGUGGCCAAAGUAGAUCAUCAAGACUUGGGAACAGAACCCAGAUCAGAUGAUGACAGUCCUGGCAACGAGUUCUGUCCCCGCCGACCUGAUAACCUGAAGGGGCUGGCCUCCAUCCAGCAAAGCCACAGCAUGAUUGCAAGUCUUGGGCUAGCUUUUCCUUCGCAGAACGGGUCUGCAGCCGUCGGCCGGUGGCCGAGUCUUGUUGAUAGGAACACUGAUGUUUGGGAAAACUUUGCCUUUUCUCUUGGCUAUGAGCCAAACUACAACCGAACUGCAAGUGCUCACAGUGCAACUGAAGAAUGCUUGGUACCUAUAUGCUGUGGAUUAUAUGAACUUUUAAGUGGAGUCCUCCUCAUCCUGCCUGAUGUUAUGCUUGAAGAUGUGAUGGACAAACUUAUUCAAGCAGAUACACUCUUAGUCCUUGUGAACCACCCAUCACCCUCUAUACAGCAAGGAGUGAUUAAACUAUUACAUGCAUAUUUUAAUAGAGCAUCUAAGGAACAAAAGGAUAAAUUUCUGAAGAAUCGUGGCUUUUCCUUGCUAGCCAACCAGUUGUAUCUUCAUCGGGGAACUCAGGAAUUGUUAGACUGCUUCAUUGAAAUGUUCUUUGGUCGACGUGCUGGUCUUGAUGAAGAAUUUGAUCUGGAAGAUGUGAAAAACAUGGGACUUUUUCAGAAGUGGUCUAUCAUUCCUAUCCUGGGACUAGUAGAGACCUCACUAUAUGACAACAUCCUCUUGCACAAUGCUCUCUUACUUCUCCUCCAAGUUUUAAAUUCUUGUUCAAAGGUAGCAGACAUGCUGUUGGAUAAUGGUCUACUCUAUGUGUUAUGUAAUACAGUAGCAGCCCUGAAUGGAUUAGAAAACAUUUCUUUGAAUGAGUACAGAUUGCUUGCAUGUGACAUACAGCAGCUUUUCAUCGCAGUUACAGUUCAUGCUUGCAGUUCCUCAGGCUCACAGUACUUUAGAGUUAUUGAAGACCUUAUCGUACUCCUUGGAUAUCUUCACAAUAGCAAAAGCAAGAGGACACAAAAUAUGGCUCUUGCCCUGCAGCUUAGAGUUCUUCAGGCUGCUAUGGAAUUUAUAAAGAGCACAGCAAAUCUGGACUCUGAAAACCCAACGGACACAUCACAGUCACCUUCUCCCCACCACGCAGUGUUUCAGAAGCGGAAGAGCAUUGCAGGGCCUCGAAAAUUUCCCCUGGCUCAAACUGAAUCUCUUCUGAUGAAAAUGCGUUCAGUGGCCAGUGAUGAGCUCCAUUUGAUGAUGCAGAGGAGGAUGAGCCAGGAGAACCCCAGCCAGGCCUCGGAAGCAGAGCUUGCUCAGAGACUGCAGAGGCUCACUGUCUUAGCAGUCAACAGGAUCAUUUAUCAAGAUUUUAAUUCAGACAUUAUUGACAUUUUGAGAACUCCGGAAAACACAACUCAAAGCAAGAUCUCACUUUCCCAGUCUGAAAUUUCUGAGGAAAACAUGCAUCACGAAAAGUCUUCUGCUUUCAAUCCGUUUCAAAAAGAAAUGUUCACAUAUCUGGUAGAAGGAUUCAAAGUGUCUGUUAGUUCAAGUAAAACCAGUGGCUCUAAGCAGCAAUGGACUAAAAUCCUGUGGUCUUGUAAAGAAACCUUCCGAAUGCAGCUUGCAAGACUACUAGUGCACAUUUUGUCACCAGCCCACACUGUACAAGAGAGAAAGCAAAUAUUUGAAAUAGUUUGUGAGCCAACUCAUCAGGAAAUACUGCGUGACUGUCUCAGCCCAUCCCCACAACAUGGAGCCAAGUUAGUUCUGUAUUUGUCAGAGUUGAUACAUACUCACCAGGAUGAGUUGGCUGAAGAAGAUCUGGACACAGCAGAGCUGCUUAUGAAUGCUCUUAGGCUGUGUGGCCACAAGUGCAUCCCUCCCAGUGCCCCGUCAAAGCCUGAGCUUAUUAGGAUGAUCAAAGAGGAACAGAAGAAAUAUGAAACCGAAGAGGGUAUGAAUAAAGCCUCCUGGCAGAAAACAGUUAAUAAUAAUCAACAAAGUCUCUUUCAGCGCCUUGACUCAAAAUCAAAAGACAUAUCUAAACUAGCUGCAGAUAUCACCCAGACAGUAUCUCUGUCCCAGGGUAUUGAGAGAAAAAAGGUGAUUCAGCAUAUCAGAGGAAUGUACAAAGUGGAUCUGAGUGCCAGCAGACACUGGCAGGAGCUCAUUCAACAGCUGACACACGACAGAGCAGUCUGGUAUGACCCCAUCUACUAUCCAACCUCAUGGCAGUUGGAUCCAACAGAAGGGCCAAACCGAGAGAGGAGACGUUUGCAGAGAUGUUACUUAACGAUUCCAAAUAAGUAUCUCCUGAAGGACAGACAAAAGUCAGAAGAUGUGAUCAAGCCACCACUCUCUUAUCUAUUUGAAGACAAAACUCACUCUUCUUUUUCCUCUACUGUCAAAGACAAAGCUGCAAGUGAAUCCAUAAGAGUAAAUAGAAGAUGUAUCAGCGUUGCACCAUCUAGAGAGACAGCUGGUGAACUGUUGUUAGGUAAAUGUGGAAUGUAUUUUGUAGAAGAUAAUGCUUCUGAUACAGUUGAAAGUUCGAGCCUUCAAGGAGAGUUAGAACCGGCAUCAUUUUCCUGGACAUAUGAAGAGAUUAAAGAAGUUCACAGGCGUUGGUGGCAACUGAGAGACAACGCUGUGGAGAUCUUCCUAACAAAUGGCAGGACACUGCUGCUGGCAUUUGACACCACCAAGGUCCGUGAUGAUGUGUACCACAAUAUACUCACAAAUAAUCUCCCAAAUCUUCUGGAAUAUGGUAACAUCACUGCUCUGACGAAUCUCUGGUAUGCUGGACAGAUUACCAAUUUUGAAUAUUUGACUCACUUAAACAAGCAUGCCGGCCGGUCCUUCAACGACCUCAUGCAGUACCCAGUGUUCCCAUUUAUACUUGCUGACUAUGUUAGUGAGACACUGGACCUCAGUGACCCCUCAGUCUACAGAAAUCUCUCUAAACCGAUAGCUGUGCAGUAUAAAGAAAAAGAAGAUCGUUAUGUGGACACAUACAAGUACUUAGAAGAAGAGUACCGCAAAGGAGCCAGGGAAGAUGACCCCAUGCCCCCUGUGCAGCCCUAUCACUACGGCUCCCAUUACUCCAACAGUGGUACUGUGCUCCACUUCCUGGUCAGGAUGCCUCCUUUCACAAAAAUGUUUUUAGCAUAUCAAGAUCAAAGUUUUGACAUCCCAGACAGAACUUUUCAUUCAACAAACACAACCUGGCGCCUCUCUUCAUUUGAAUCCAUGACGGAUGUGAAGGAGCUCAUCCCAGAGUUUUUCUAUCUGCCCGAGUUCUUAGUUAACCGUGAAGGUUUUGAUUUUGGUGUGCGUCAGAAUGGUGAACGGGUUAAUCACGUCAACCUUCCUCCUUGGGCCCGGAACGAUCCUCGUCUUUUCGUCCUCAUCCACCGCCAGGCUCUCGAAUCUGACCAUGUGUCUCAGAACAUCUGCCAUUGGAUUGACCUGGUGUUCGGGUACAAACAGAAGGGGAAGGCUUCUGUUCAAGCCAUCAAUGUUUUCCAUCCUGCUACCUACUUUGGAAUGGAUGUCUCUGCAGUUGAAGAUCCAGUUCAGAGACGAGCACUAGAAACCAUGAUAAAAACUUACGGGCAGACCCCUCGCCAGCUGUUCCACACAGCCCAUGCCAACAGACCUGGAGCCAAGCUUAACAUCGAAGGAGAGCUUCCAGCUGCUGUGGGGUUGUUAGUGCAGUUUGCUUUCAGAGAGACCCGAGAACAGGUCAAAGAAAUUACCUGUCCGAGCCCUUUGUCAUGGAUAAAAGGCUUGAAAUGGGGAGAGUACGUAGGCUCCCCGAGCGCCCCAGUGCCUGUAGUGUGCUUCAGCCAGCCCCAUGGAGAGAGAUUUGGUUCUCUCCAGGCACUGCCUACCAGAGCAAUCUGCGGUUUGUCUCGAAAUUUCUGUCUUCUGAUGACCUACAGCAAGGAGCAAGGUGUAAGAAGUAUGAACAGUACCGACAUUCAGUGGUCAGCCAUCCUGAGCUGGGGAUAUGCUGAUAACAUCUUACGGUUGAAGAGUAAGCAAAGCGAGCCGCCAGUAAACUUCAUACAAAGUUCACAGCAGCACCAGGUGACCAGUUGUGCCUGGGUGCCAGACAGUUGCCAGCUCUUCACGGGGAGCAAGUGUGGAGUCAUCACGGCCUACACCAACAGGUUCACCAGCAGCACGCCAUCAGAGAUAGAAAUGGAGACUCAGAUGCAUUUGUAUGGGCAUACAGAAGAGAUAACCAGCUUGUUUGUCUGCAAGCCGUACAGUAUCAUGAUAAGCGUGAGCAGAGAUGGGACCUGCAUCGUGUGGGACUUAAACAGGUUGUGCUAUGUACAAAGUCUGACAGGACACAAAAGCCCUGUUACUGCUGUCUCUGCCAGUGAAACAUCAGGUGACAUUGCUACUGUGUGUGAUUCAGCUGGUGGAGGCAGUGACCUGAGACUCUGGACAGUGAACGGGGACCUCGUUGGACACGUCCACUGCAGGGAGGUCAUCUGUUCCGUGGCCUUCUCCAACCAGCCUGAGGGCAUAUCCAUCAACGUAAUCGCAGGGGGUCUAGAAAAUGGGAUUGUAAGGUUAUGGAGCACAUGGGACUUGAAGCCUGUGAGGGAAAUUACAUUCCCCAAAUCCAAUAAGCCUAUUGUAAGCCUUACGUUUUCCUGUGAUGGCCACCAUUUGUACACAGCCAACAGUGACGGAAUGAUUGCAUGGUGUCGUAAGGACCAGCAGCGUGUGAAGCAGCCCAUGUUCUACUCCUUCCUCAGCAGCUAUGCCGCGGGAUGAGCAGUGGAACUAUGUUUCCCACAGCUCUUGACUGCAGCCUGGAGGGGCCGGUGUCACCACUUCGAGGAGGUGAACGUGAAGGAGCAGUAACUAAACGCCCCAUCCAGUGCUGAGACUCCUGCUCCUCGCACAGAACUCCCAGCCACCUGGACCAAGGAGGGGCAGCUGCCUUAGCCUGUGGUGUGUGGAAGAUGCCAGCACGCCAGUCACUAAGUCUUAGCUACUGCAUGAUAAAUUAAAGUCAUGCACUUAAAGCUUUUCUCCCACAAAGAUGUCCUAAAGAAAAGAUGAGGGCCCCCCUUUUUCUCUUUUUUCAAAAGGGCCAAUAGAAUUUAAGUUGGCUAAGUAAAUAUUUAUAUAAAAUACUCUAUUGUAUUUUCAAAGUUUUCUGCCUUGAUAUCCCACACACCCACACUGCCCCAAAAAAGAAAAAAAAAAAAACAGAGUUUUUGGGACUCAACAAUUGCUUUCUUUGAAAAGCAAGUUAUUCAGCAGGUGCCACACCAAGCGCUUGCUAAGAUAUGAAUACUAAGAGACUGCUGGUGCGUCUUGGCUCAAAGGAGAACCAGAAUUUCUUGACAGCCACAAGCAACAACACAAGUUAUCUCUGAUUUCAGACACAUUCUAUUUCCUCAUGAUAAUUGUACUUAAACUGGAACACUAUAAACUGAAAUACUUAGUCGAGUGACUGAGGUAAAUGGAAUGGUAAGUCUUUUAGCAUCUGCUGUUAACAAUGCCACUACAGAGCUUUGAACCCUUCCCUCCUAAGCCUGGCAGGCGUUAAUAGUGCAGCCAGGAUAAAGCUGUUCAUCUGAUCUGCAGGGAGAAUGUUCUUUCCCAAAGCAAAACUAUAACAGGAAAGGAAACAGCUUACUGUGUUUUAAACAGAAGGCAAAAUAACUUGUAGGAAACCGUUUUCAAUCUGUUCCUUUUAACCUAUACCAUUGGAGAAUUCUAGGAGCAAUAGAAAAAUCUAAGUGGACUCAAAGCCAGUUUCUGAGCCGCGAAGACACAGCUCCUUGAGCUGGUGACAGCCCAUCUCGGUCAUGCUGGGACGGCUGCAUGUUUGCUUGGGGUGCUACUCUAGUGACUUUGAGCACACUGUAAAGUAGGCUCAGAAAUAUGUUACCAAGGGAUGGAAAUAUGUAUUCCUGUCUAAGAAUAACUCACACAUUUAUUGUGGCAAUUUAGUUCAGGCGAUGUUUACAGAACUACUUUUGUAACUUCCAGACUCUCCAAAAACAUCCUGCUUAAAAACUGUAAAAUGCAAUUCCAGAGUCUCUGCUGUCAGGAUAAGCACAGGGCGAGUGGCCACAUGUGCUUGGGCCUCACAUUAAUGCUGAGGUCCAUGGAAGUGCAGAGAUGAGAUUACUCCUAUUCACGUUGAAGUGAUCUGCUUUGUUUAAAAAGAAAACUCAGCUAUUGUCUAGCUUCCACUUUUUUACUAAGAACUCUGGUCUCCUAAUAGAAUGGGUUGCUACUCGGUCUUUUUUUAGGGCUGACGUUCAUCAUUUAUCUAAAGAGAAAAUAUGCAAAACAACUGGUCUUGUGAAGAGUGCAAUAUUCUAUUUUUAUGUCACAAUAGAAAUUAAUUUGGGGGGAUUAUUUAUUCAGCAUGAAACCUACUAUGUGUGUGUCGGAAACACGCCAUAACGUGCAUGUUUACCAAACGUUUCUGUAAGUUAGCACACGCUCUGUUAUCUUUGCAUACACUGCCACUUGGUUUGGAAAUAAAUUUCAUAAAAUAGA
This is a messenger RNA of Castor canadensis (American beaver), 15020 nucleotides long. NCBI's taxonomy places the organism in Eukaryota, Metazoa, Chordata, Mammalia, Rodentia, Castoridae. The record is from RefSeq and is a predicted model, not a curated record.